This is a messenger RNA of Porites lobata, 5279 nucleotides long. NCBI's taxonomy places the organism in Eukaryota, Metazoa, Cnidaria, Anthozoa, Scleractinia, Poritidae. The record is from the annotation of a GenBank genome assembly.
GCUCGUCAAAGAAACGUCAGUCUUCCAAGAGAGGCAAAAGGCCGCUAUCUUCAAGUAACAUUCCAGCUCCAAAAUACCCAAGGCUCUUGAAAGAUGAAGGUAAGGUUUGUUUUUGUUCAAGUUCGAAUAAGGGUUAGUUGUUUCUUUUUAUGUAUAUUGUAUAUGUACAUCCAUCUUAGUGGGGAAGAUGUCGUUCAGUCAGCGAUACAGGCGGCUGGUAAUUAAAAUUCAAGUGCUCCCCGAAUAGGAGUCGAACUUAUGAGGUUCUGGUUACUGGUCCAGAUACUCUACCACUGAGCUACAGGAGACUGGUAGGAACUAAGGCCACUAAACUUGGUUCACGUGACAAACAUCCUGUACACUGCUCUGAGGACUAUAGGACUAGUAUCACACACUGCAUCGUAAGUAACACAAAAUGGAUGAUUUUGUGUUCAUUGAUUGAGGCUUUAUUAUGCCCGCUCACUCUGCUUCAGGUUUGAAGUUUGGCACUCACGAGGCUUGAGUCGCUGUCACUCGUGCUUGGAGCAAAUUGUACGCUUUUCACGUCUGACACGCUCUCCCAAUUUCGAACAACCUUAAUAACACCCUCAAGCUUCAACCUGAAGAGUUAAGAAUUUUUGAUUUUGAAGAGUUUAGAACCUAACCUUUUUGGUUGUUUGUUUGUUUUUUUUUGCGUCACUAAGAGACUGCGAAGAGCAAAAAUAUUUCGUUUUCGUUUAUUUGCUUGUUCUCAGUAAAGGACUUUUCCAUCUGAAGUUUAUUAACUCUUUCGAGACUGAAAAAGAACCGUUUUUGAGAUUUAUUACGUUAACCUACAUGUAAACACAUUAAAGGAACACCAAUAAGAGCCGAAUCAUUAAAGUGACAGAAUUUUCAGAGAAAGUAUUCUUCAUGUAAUUGUGGCAGCUGCUUAGAAUUGAUUUCACCGCAAAGUGUCAAAGAAGAUAGUUUCUCCGUGGCGCUCUAUCAGUGGGGAAAUGAAACACAGGUGUUUGGUUUAAUCAGAAUAUGAGUGUAAAAACAGUUUGAGCCCCAGCUCCAGGGCGCCAAUUGUCCAAUAGUUACUAUUCCUUAUUCAACAUUGUCUUGUGAAGCCUAUUUGUGCAUAGCAAGAAACAUGAAGAAAGGGAAAAUGUUAAAGGACGACAGUAAAGAUUUCAAAGAAGCAUUAUUUAUUCUAAAUUAUUUACUUAAAAGUACGCUGACGAUAAAGAGAAAUUUCGGGCAUUCUACUGAUCAAAAUAAUGAGAGGACACAUUUUACAAAUUAACACGUUGUUAGUGUGAAAUCCUGACCAUUAUUUUCCGGUCUUCUUGUUUCCAGCAGGUUGGUUCAUCUCAGUUGUUGUGAAGUUUCUCAAAGCUGAAUACAAAAGGCGCUCUCAUUUAAGACCACUUUUCUGGGAUAGCACUUUUGAGUUACCCCUGGAUGACGUCUACACGAGACUUAAAAUUGUCUCAAGGCGAAAAGCAGACUUCCGGGUAGAAGACAAAGAGGUGAAUGUGUUCGACAUCUUCACAGCUCUUGACAAAGGUGAGGAUGUUAUGACGCUAGUAGAGGGAAGUCCAGGAAUCGGUAAAACUACGUUUUGCCUUACACUUGCUUAUGACUGGGCACAUGGGAAAAUCCCAGCGGAAUGUUCUUUUCCCAAAUUCGAGCUGAUGUUGCUUUUGAAAUGUCGAGAUAUACAUAAAGAUAUAAUGGAAACCAUCAGUGAACAACUGUUGCCAGAAGAUACUGAGGAGAGGACCAAAGAGAGGCUGUUUGACUUCAUUAAGGACAUUCAUAACCAGGAGAAAACUUUAAUCGUUUUGGACGGUUUGGAUGAGCUUCCCCAAGGAUCGGAACAAUUUGUUGAUAAACUGCUUCAAAGAAGAAUUUUGUCAUUUUGUUAUGUAUUGGCUACCUCCCGACAAGAGAGGGGAAUUGAUGUACGACGAAAAUAUUGCUUUGAUAUCCUUUUGGAGAUUAAAGGAUUCAUGGAAAGUGAUGCUUUUGAGUAUAUCAGAAAACAUUUUCAAAAUGUUGAUCCUAAAUUUGCAUUCACCAAAGGGAGAAAGUCUCAUUAAGGAAAUUCAAGAAAACACUCUGUUACAUGCCCUGCGAAAUAAUCCGCUUAAUUUACUUCUUCUUUGUGUUAUUUAUGAGGACUAUGAGGGGAAUUUGCCAUCUUCCCGUUCUGAGCUUUACCAAGUUAUUGUACUGUGCCUUUUAAGGAGACAUUGCGCUAAACACAAUCUGGAGGCUCCUCAAGACAACAACGCUUUAGAGAAGCAAUUUGAAGAAAGUAUUCUUGCACUUGGAGAACUAGCUUGGAUGUGUCUGCUGAGUGAUCGCUAUUGCUUUCGCGAAAGUGAAUUAGCUGAGCUUGAAAAAAGAUACAAAGGAUUAGUUUCCCGUCACGUAGGCCUUGUGUACAAGGAGGAAAGUUUGAGGAAGAUAAAGCCUCAACAUGAGUACUACUUUCUUCACAAGACCUUCCAAGAGUACCUUGCGGCCGUCUUUAUUGCUCACAAGUUGCGAGGAAAUGAGUUAAGGUUGUUUGAGCGUCUAAGGUUUCAUGAACUGGUGAAAAAGUAUCGGGAAGUGUUUCUUUUUGUUUCCGGUAUACUUGGGAGAGAUGCAAACAUUCUAUUCACACAGAUUGGCGAGGAGCUGAAAAACAAUGGAGAAUGGGACUGGGUCACUUGCACAGAGUCUGGAGAAGCGACGAUAGAUGACCGAGAGAGUGAAGAUGAGUGUUACGGCAUUGACAGCGAGGAUGGGGACGAGGACGAGGACGAGGAUGAGGAUGAUGAUGAGGAUGAUUACGAGGACCAGGAUGUUGUUGAGGACGAAGGCUGGGAAGCAGCAACUUUCCUUACGAAAAGCUUCAGUGAAAGUGGACAUGCUGAAAAAAUGGCAGAGACUCUUUGUUCCUACAUACCCUUUCCUCUGCAUGUUAAGAUUGAGCUUGGCAAUGACAAGAUUAGCAACAUAUGGCACGUUUUAGAGGCUUGCAAAACCUUUUCAAACCUUCAGAAGCCAGUUCGGCUUACUGUUUAUGAUUCAUAUGAAGAUGGUUUCAGCUAUGAGAUUUUUGCAGAGUCUAUACAAUCCUGCUCACAGCUUCAGACUCUUACCAUUUUCACCCCAGCGAUGAAACCAGAUCUACAUGUAGCGAAAGCCCUACACAAGGGCUUAUCUAGAAACACGACUUUAUCAGAGUUUACUCUACAAGUGAGUGACAGUAUCCCUUAUGAUGCAGCAGUUGCCAUCGGUGAAUUGUUAGCUGCACGCAAAGUCUUGAGCAAAGUAACGUUUCAACUUGACAGAGUGUGGGGUAAGAAUUGGACGAGUGCUAUUGAACCUGCUUUGUCUGGGGACACUCCUGUGAAAUCUGUGGACCUCCAGGUUCGAGGAUCAUUGAGUGAUACUGCGGUGUAUGGUUUAGGAAAGCUUUUAUCAAAUAAAGCUUUGGUCUCAUUUUCCCUUAAUAUCUCUGGAGAUGUGCUAGAAUUUGUAGCUGCCGUCAUUAGCAGAGGAAUUGCACAACAAACUGCACUCAAGGCAUUGGCUUUUAUUGUUGACGGCAACCUUAGUCUCUCUAGUGUGACUGCUCUUCAAAACAGUCUUCUAGAAAAUCGUUCUUUAAGUGAUUUAGCAUUGACUCUUCGUGGAGAGAUUCCUGGCAACUGGCAGUCUGUUGUGGAAAAGCUUCGUUCAGUAAAGAAGGGGUCACUUAACUGUACUUUUUAUCCAGACCCAGGCAGCAGUGUUAAAUGUAAUCAAGUGGCGCAUUUUUGUCCUGCUGUGGUCGAGAAGGGGCUAGAAACAAAACAACACUUUACGGUAAAUCUUUGGGGAGAGCUGAAGUGUAGUGGAGCAGAAGAUUUAUGCGUGUCCCCCUGACAAGCCUGACUUUGAAAGUACAUGGAAAUUUAAGUGAUGGUGUUGCUAAUAUUAUUAAAAGAUACCUAGGACGACAAAAUACACUGUCCUCCCUAACAAUCGAUAUUUGGGGAGAGUUGGCCCCGGGGACAGGAACCCUACUUCAGGAACUAUCAGAUAAAAACGUAACUGUUCAAGUAAAAGAGCAUGGCGUCUCUGUUGUUCCUAAGGAAGCGUGUAAUGCUCUUGAUGUCUGUAUCAACAAUGCUGCGUCGCUGACACCAAUGUUCUCUGAAGUUAGGAAUACCAGGAAGGAGAGGAUCACUCUUAAAAUAAUUAACGACGAUAAAGUAAUUAGUGACUGGCCACGUCUGCUAGGUGAUGCUUUGGCGGAAAGCACAUCGCUAACCACGCUGGAUCUUACAGUGAGCAACUACACAAUGAAUCCAGGAAUUUGGAAAUACCUCGGGGAUAGUUUGCUGCGGAGUUCUUCAUUAACAGUCUUAAGUCUUACAAUCAGCAACUACAGUAACAUGGCAGAAGGCUGGGAAUGUACGCUGGUCAACAGCUUGGCUAAAAUGGCGUCAUUAACUACCCUUAGUCUCUCAAUUGACGAUCGUGGCGGAGGGGUGAAAUUUGGAGAAGAUUUGAUGGUGGUGAAGUCCUUGUCUACACUUUCCGUCGUAAUCAACGGUAGUAAGUUAACUGACUUUUGGGGUAAAUUUCUGAGAAAAUGUUUGGAUGAAUGCAAUUCACUAACAAAACUCUGCCUUACAAGCAACGACUACACAGAUAGCCCUUACGAUGCCACCCUCUUGAUCGAUUCAAUAGAAAAACCUGUGAGUUGGCAAGAAGGUCUCGCGUUUGGACUGGCAUAUACCUCAUCUUUAAAGGAGCUGGUCAUUACGAUUAACCACAUCACCCGUACUUAUGUUGACUUGGAAGCGAUUUUCAUUGGACCACUCUCAGUGAACAAUUCAAUAGCGUCCCUCACUGUGACAGUCAGUGAUUACCAACUCUCGAGCUGUGCAUUGUGGGUAGGCUCUCUGAAAAGUUUUAUAGCGGAAAACAAGUCGCUAACUACACUCACUCUGACACUAAAUGACUACAGUUAUGGUAAACAGCAUGACUGGCUUUAUCCAGGUAGACGUGAUGGUAAUUUUCCAGAAAACACCUCAUUAACUGAACUCAAUCUGACAGUCAACAUCUGUUGUGAAGGAAGUGAAGACUGGUUACCAAGUUUGUGUGACUAUUUAAUGAUGAGUUGCUCCUCCCUGAAAACAGUGAGACUGCAAGUCAACAACCAUUGCGCUACAGGCAAUAGUCGUUUAUAUGACUUAAGCAAACUUCAGUUAAAAUACCGAUCAUUAUCCACAUUUGAACUCUCUGUGACUUUCUAUGGAGAGUAA